Molecule: messenger RNA, 10302 nt
Organism: Scylla paramamosain (green mud crab)
Lineage: Eukaryota; Metazoa; Arthropoda; Malacostraca; Decapoda; Portunidae
Product: nonsense-mediated mRNA decay factor SMG9-like
Exons: 9
Coding region: 25-1683 (552 amino acids)
Biological process (GO): nuclear-transcribed mRNA catabolic process, nonsense-mediated decay
Source: RefSeq, a predicted model, not a curated record
UAUAGUAUAGCCUGGGCAUUGUUGAUGUGCGUUCCCAUUUUCUGUGCCCAGUGUGUCCCAACAUGGCUGGACGAUGAAGAGACGGGGUUUGGGAACCAGGAAAACCAUGUCCUGCUGAGGAUGAUUAUGGCCGAUGUUGGCGACAAAGGAAAAUAUAAGAAGAAGAUAAGAAAGCCUGAUCGUGAGUUUGAUACUUUUCUGCCGGACACCAUGCGUGCACCAGUAAUUCAGGUGUUGGGAAAACCUCCUGCAGACUUCAAGGGCGGCUCCAGUAACUCCAACAACUAUGAGCACCCACAUCCCCAUGGCUGGGAAAAGCGUGGCAGUGGCCGCUACCAUGAUGAAUGGGAGAAAAGAGGCAGUCUUGGGGGAGUUGCAGGGACAGGGAGUGUCCUGAGAAUCAGUGAGGGAAGCAGGAACUCUAUUUUUUCUGGAGAUUCUGGGAGACCUCCUGGGAGGGGAGAUGAAAGCGAAGAACCACCUCAAUCAGGAGUGGUUACUCCCACACCAGUCAUCCUCUCACGGGCACGCAGCAGUAGUGAGCAGCGAUCUACUUCCCCUAAUUCUGCUGUGGUGACAUCCAGGAAAGAUUCUGCCCCUGUUGUGAAUGCUGCCAGUGCUCCAACUAGCCAGCAGUAUCACAUUGCCCCAAAGCCUCUCAUGAUGGAAGCCUCUCUUAUACCUGAGAGGAUGAUGAAAGGUCCAUUACGCCUUCUGGAUGAAAGCCUUAGCCUAUGUGAUGAUCUUGGACCUUACUUGCUGGACCAGAGCAACUUCCUUGUGGUGGCUGUGAUGGGCCUGCAGGGUGUGGGCAAGUCAAGCCUUGCUUCCCUGCUUGUUGAUCCUACCAUCAACAUUCAUAAGAAUCGGUCAUGCAUGUUCCGGCCAGAGAGUUUUGAGCAAGUCAUGUCUGCAUGCCAUGGGACCAAUGGCAUUGAAAUUUACAUAACUGCUGAACGCCUUAUGAUUCUGGACUGCCAACCUCUUUUAUCAUCCUCCAUCAUGGACAGACUCAUCACCCAGGAAAAGAAGUUCACCUCUGACUACAACUCCACAGAGAACCUGAUGGAGGUGGAAUCCCUUCAGGUGCUGACAUUUGUGAUGAGCAUUGCCCACGUGGUUCUGCUGGUCCAGGAUGUUGCAGCUGAUCCCACCCUCAUUCGUCUCCUGCAAACGUGCGAGAUGAUGAAGCCUUCCUCUUCCUCUUCAAACACCUCAUCAUCAUCAUCCUCUCCUGCCAACUCUUCUGCUGCUGAAGACACCCAGCAAUAUUUCCCACAUGUAGUGUUUGUGCACAACCGUGCACCCCUCCACUACUUCACCCCAGCAACAUUGAAGAGACUGCAGACUGUUUACCAGGAAGCAUUUAUGGGAUCGUGCCUAGAGAGUGAGAGUCGUGUGGGUGUGUGCAACAGUUUAACCUACACCCCAUUGGCACAAACAUCUUGUGGCAGUCUUGUCAAUCUCUUCUUGCUGCCUGACCUCCACCAGAAAGAUCACAGUCCUGUAGUCUCCUUCAGUGAGGCUAUACGUGAAAUGCGGCGACAGGUGCUAAGCCUACGUCGUCUGCCUCUCACUCAUGUCACUCUGACAGAAAAGUCUUGGUACCAGUAUGUGUGCCGCACCUGGGAGAGUGUGCGCAAGUGGAGUCUAUUCAUGGAGUACAGCCGCCUGCUGCCUUGAGCGGUACUGGUGCUUGUAUGUGGACACCUCCUGCCUAGCACCACUGCCCACACUACCUGGGUGUCGUGCUGCAAGUGACGCCUGGCGCCAUUCUCUGGCACGCUCUGCCCCCUGUGGGACUCACAGCCAGUCGGCCCCGCCCUGCUCCUGCCCCUCCCCAUCCCACAACUCAGUUUGUGGGCAUGGGAUCAUCAUUCUGAUGGGGUCGGUGUGCACGUGGGCAUCGUGCCCAGCUGUGGGAGUGGCACUGCGUCGUAUGUUGUUUGGAGCUGUAGUCCUUGGUCAUCAUCACCUUGGGCAGCAGUUGUGAAUGGCCCAGCUUCUUUGUUGGGUCUCUUCAGGUUGCAUUGUUAUUUGUGUGGGUGCCCAUUACAGUAGUUCCUCACUCUUGUGGCUGUUGUGUAUUAACAUCCCAUCUAGGAGUCGUCCUAGAUCUAAAGUAUGUUUCAGUAACAAAGAACCAUAUAUAGUGAGAAGCAACCACAAACCAUGAUCAGUGAGGUACCACAGUAAUGAGUAAGCCAUAACAAAAACUUUUGUAACACCAUCCCUGACCUUAUCAGAGUGGGUCUGGCUUUUCAGUACAUCAUGUUUAACAUAAGAGGAAUAGCUCAUUUGGUCAGCUUAUGAAUUAUUCAAGGAACAGAAGAAAGAUUGUGAGCAGUUAGAAGCUGUAUUUCAAAUUCUGAUCUUUACUUGCACCAAGAUUAAUUCCAACAAUUUUUGUCAAAAUUAUAAGACUCCAUGAUUAGGUAAGACUAAAUGCAAAGAAGUAUGCAUGUGUGUGUGUGUGUGUGUGUGUGUGUGUGUGUGUGUGUGUGUGUACAUGAGUGUGACAAUGUCUGCAUUGCAAUAUUAUAUCCAUUAGGUGAUUGUUUACAAAUCACUAGCUCUUUGUGAAAAUACAAAAAGAUAUGUUUUUAAAAGACUUGGUGAUUUCAUGCCUUGAAACUGGGGAAAAAAAAAAAAAGUAUAAAUGGUAAUAUUUCCACAAUGAAAAGCAACAUUGGACCACUUCUCACAAAACAACAUAUCCACAUAUGCUGCAAUCAUAAGAUUAUAUCAGCAUCCACUGAUAUCCACAAAAUAGUUCUUCCAUAAGCUUAAAAAAAUCAUGUUAUUGUUCAUAUUAAUUAAAAGUUUUCUUUGCAUUUAUAUUUUAGUUACAAUAAAACAAACAUUAUUAGGUAUGAGCAAAGGAUAUGUUAUUUACAAAGUAAUUUUUAAAUGACCACACUUUCCAUACAAUAGCACAAAUAAACACAAUAACCAAAUGAUUUGAUGGGCAUAGUUGUAUAUUUUUUUUUUAAUUCAAAACCAGAUUUAACAAUAAUGCUUUGAAAACACAUCCUUUUGUUAUUCUGAAUUAAAUUCAUAGCUUUUUAUGAAAGUGGAAAGAUAAAAAUAGUAUGAACUAUUAUGAGGAUGCAUAUAAUGUGGAUAUAUAUAUAUAUAUAUAUAUAUAUAUAUAUAUAUAUAUAUAUAUAUAUAUAUAUAUAUAUAUAUAUAUAUAUAUAUAUAUAUACGAGUAUAUAUAUAAACCUAAAAAAUGUAGGCUACAUGGGAAGAAAGAUAAUUUUUUAUCUUUGAAAGUCUGUGCAUUUCAGAUCAGAUGUGUGUUUUUAACACCUAUAAUUGUUCUGACUACCUGUUGUUAUAUCAAAGGCAGAUAGGUUUGACUGGAAAAAAUACUGUGCCCACAAUCUAUGUAACUGGAACAAAUGUACGUCUUCUAUAAAUGUUGCAUAUAUAUUGGUCAGUAAAGAAAUUUAAUAAUGUUUAUAUGUAAUUAUAAUCUUGGAGUAUAUAUAUAUAUAUAUAUAUAUAUAUAUAUAUAUAUAUAUAUAUAUAUAUAUAUAUAUAUAUAUAUAUAUAUAUAUUAUAAAAGUGCAUAUGGGCUACUGGUGUGGUGGUUAGAGCUUUCAGCUAACAAUGAAAAGGUCCUGGUCUCUAAUCCUGUAAUGGAAUCAUAUAAGCUGAUGAUUUUCAUUGCUUUAUAUAACUACACAGGUACGGCUAAUUAAAUUGGUUAUUAUCAUCCAAAAAUGGAAGGCUCAUGGAACUAGUGAUGACACAGGCAUUAGUAUUUUAAAAUCUUGGAAUGAAUGAAUUAUGGAUCUUUGUCAGGUUCCCUUUAUAUGUUAUCGCUGGAUAGUCACAGAUCAAACAUUUCCCUUGUGUACAGGUUAUUUUACAUGUUUUUCAGUGUUCAGUAGAAGUUGAUUGGCAUCUAAAUGUGCCAUGAGGAGGCCACAAGUGGAUAUGACCUGUCAUCAUUUCUAACAUUCAGGGACAAGCUGUGGAACAGCAACUACAAGCUUAUCUUUGUAAACCUAACACAAAAUUCUGAGUUUACCUGGAGCUCCUGCUGUAACUGAAUAAGACUGGAAGAGAGUAAGGUUAGUUGGUUGUUCUGUUGGUAUUUAGUUGGUUUGGGUCUUUAAGGUUUUGUUGUAUGUGUGAGAAUGUUUGUUUUUGCUCUGUGUGUGUGUGUGUGUGUGUGUGUGUGUGUGUGUGUGUGUGUGUGUGUGUGUGUGUGUGUGUGUUUAAGAAUAUGUGACAACACAGGGAAAUACAUCCUAAAGAAAAUUACUCCUCACUAGCCUUUUGUUCAUGUCUUUUGUAAAUUUUUUUUAUAUAUUUUUCAGAGGUAAGACUAUUUUUUUUUCUUUCUUUCAUAAUAUUUUCAGUUCACUACACAACCUUAUUUUCCCAAUAUCUUCUCAUUUUCACUGUACUCACAUUCUUGAGUCUGGGUACCUCCAACACACACACACACACACCAGUUUUAUAAUGGGAAACAUGUUUGGUUAUCAUAGAUUAUCAAUAAUAUUUUCUCUUCAUUUACUUGAUUUGUUGUGUGUGAAUAAUCUAAAUUGAUCAUUCACAUUUACAUGAAAUUAAAAUCAGCCAAGGAGCACAUGGAAUAAGGGAAGGGAAAAUGAAACACAUUUUUCUAUAAUUUUGUCACUCUAGAAGGCUUUCGAAGAUCAGUCUUCAAAGAUCUUUGUCCUGUUUUAGAAUUGAUCCACCUUGGCACCAGCCUCCUGUAGACUGGGGAUAUCAGUGACAAAUGCUCCCUCUUUUCCUACCCUAGGUGAACUCUUUGGAGGGCAAUAUAUGUACAUAUGACACUUUCAUAUGUACAUAUGAAAGUGUCCACACACACACACACACACACACACACACACACACACACACACACACACACACACACACACACACACACACACACAAGCUUAAAGGUAUAUAUCCAAGAAUGUUUUUCAUUAACACUACAAUUUAAAUACUACUUUCAGAUUUCAUUGAGGCAAAACAUUAACUACAUACAAUAAAUGUUUAGGCCUGUAGUGCUUGUGUGAGCUCAUCCUAUGAGAUACUUUUUGACUUUGCCCUUGUAGUUAUAAAUUACUUUCUUGUAGCUAAGUGGUGGAACAUUUCUUUUAUUUGUGUUCAUAAAUGCCAAUGGUUUUAUGUGUAUCUUCUUUUACUGACCAAAGAACACAAGAUGUUUGGUGUAACUGUCUACUCUUAUGCUUUGCCUUACUUAUCUAGUACAUGUAACUAUUAAGUAUGGGUUGAACAUAUGAAUCAAUAACUAUUAUGAAUUUUGUGCCAUUGUUAUAGGGGAUUAUCAUAAGUCAAAAAGAAAUUUGUGGGAUUUAUUUGAGAAUUGAAUGGUGUCCCUAUAAGUGGAAUCCCUGUGUGUAUCCAGGGCUCCAUAUAGUUAGGUAUAGGAUGAGGUUCCUAGCCAAGAGGUCAAAGACAUCACAGUUCUAGAAACUUCUUGACAAAGGACACAUUUGAUACUUUCCUGACCACAUUAUUUGAUGAUGGUUUAUCAAGUUUGUAGUUUCAGUGUGAUUGUAUUAUUUAUCAUUCACAUCCAAAACUUUUAUCUUGAUUGAUUUAUUUAUUUUUCUUUCUCUUUAAUACUGAUCAAUGGGUAUUUAAUUUUUGACAUGAUUGACUGCAAAAGGAACAUUAAAUAGAUUGUUAAUCUGCCUUGCAAUACAAGAUUGUUAAGUUCUGCAAGGUUAUUAUUGGUUUGAAACAGGAACUUUAUUAAUGUGCAUGAGAGGUUUAGAUCACAUAACUAAUGAUUUUGUUUUCUUUAUAGAAAAAUUAAGAUUAAGCAGCAAGAGAAGUUACAUAAGCAAGUGAAAGGUUUAUUAUGUGCAUAUGGGGUGUACUUAGCUUUACAAUAUAACAUCCUUAGAUGGUUUUAGAAGACCUGAAGUCAGAAAAACAGCCUCUGAAAAAAAAAAAUAAUAAUAAUAAUAAAGAAAUAAAGAAAUGUUUUUGCCAAGUCACCUCAGGCCAAGCCAGAAGUACUUCAGUUUUAGGGAAUAUCAUGAAAGAUAUCACAACUAUGGUAUUAUCUUUAAGUGAACAGUAUCAAAACUAUUAUCUGAGAAAACUGAAUGCACAAACCUUUUAUUCCUGCAAUUCCUGCAAAUAGCCUUUGUCAUUAAAUAACAAACUAUCUUCUGCAUAUGCUACCUAAUAUCAGCUCAGAAUGAGUUUAAAUUUCACGUGCACAAAAAUUCCAUGAUUCCCAUAAGGUAUCAUUUAUUUUAAACAUGGUACACGGCUGCUACAGUAUACAGUAAAUUUCCAUCCAGUUACUAUGCUAUGCUGAGUAUGUGAAAUAAGGCUACCAACUAUGACUUUCUUGAUGUGUAAUUAGAAGAUAGAAAAUUUAAUACUGAAAUGUUAACAACAAAUAGUUUUGUGAUUGAAAUGCCUUAAGGUGAGGUCAGACAAGGACUAUUAAUUUCCAUGCUGUUAUUUACUUUGGCUGAAGUUUUGAAAGAUUAUUAGGUCACAUGUAGCAUCUUGGAGCUAGCAGAGUCUGAAGUCUGAUGUGACUUUAUUUUUUAAUUAUAAUGGGUGACCAAGAUUAUUCAUUAGGAGGUUUUGUAACUUGAACAUUAACAAAACAUAGCAGGAUGAAUACUACUGUUGCAGUGUAGUGAUACACUUGCAAAAGAAAAAGAAGCAGAAGAAAUACUUGUGAAUUCAUCAGAGGUUGAAGAAAAAUAAGAGACUAAAUUUAAAUGAAUGAGGAGGGAGAUGUCAGCAUUCAGGAGCCAGCUAGUGCUGUCUUCUACAACAUCAGUUGUUUGUUUAGGUUUUUGUGUAUUGGUCUAGUAUUAGUGUACACACACACACACACACACACAUACACACAAAUAUUGAUUAAAUUGAUAUUAUGCCACAGAUUGAUUAUUUAGUGUGACACAAGGGACUAUGGUUACUUAAAAUCUGUACUAGCUUAGAGUGUAUGUAGAUCUAUCAUUCUGUCUUCAACACAGAUCAUACUUAAUUUGCUUUAUGAUUUUGUAAUCAGCUUCCUGUUACUCUCAAAGGUUUCUGCAGUAUCAGUGUAAGAAAACUACAUUAAACCAAUCUUGUAAUUUAGAAAGUCACCAGAUGUUAUGUUUAGUUGCUGGCAUUCUCAGGAUGGGAUGAGAUUCUAAAGAAUUAUAUGGGGAGCAAGAAACUUACUGGACAACUUGCAUGUAUGUAAUUGGGGCACCACUUACCCUACAAAUACUUUAAGCACCAUUCAGGCAGGCCCUUCAGUAUGGGAAUGACAGUAACUAAUGUGAACUAAUAUCAUGUUUAAACUCAAAAAUAGUUGAGUACUUGCGUGACUUAAUUGAUGUAUUCAUCUAUCUAUUUAUCUACCUAUAUAUCAUACCUGUUCCUUAGUAUAAAAAAAUAAAUAAAAAAUAAAAAUAAAACUGAAGAGGAUUACCACUACAAAUGCCUCCAUUUUUUCUCUUCAUUACAUUUUCUCCUUGUAUACUUUCAUCCUCGGCCACUUUUCUUAACAUGCUAAAUACGUUUUAUACAUAUAUAUAUACAAGUCUGUAGGGGGAGGUAAAUUACACUGUAGAACAGCCAAUUUAUUGUUAUGAGUCAAAGAUGUGAUUCCUUCUUGUUUUGAAUUAUAGUUUAGCACAUGGUCUAUUUUGUCAGUAAUAUAUAUAUAUAUAUAUUAUAUAUAUAUAUAUAUAUAUAUAUAUAUAUAUAUAUAUAUAUAUAUAUAUAUAUAUAUAUAUAUAUAUAUACGUGGGUGUUAUCAUGAUACUUUAUCAUGAUAAUGAUAUUGGGUUAUUGGUUAUCCGAUAAUUAUUUUUCCUGUGUUAUCGAUUUGUCACUAUUGCUGAUACUUUUGGUCCCAAACUAGCGAUAAUCAAUGAGUUUAGCUUUUGGAACAUGAGUAUGUUGAAGUUUUAAACUUUCAAAAUCAAAUGUAGUCAUUUUACUUAAAACUACUUUUCAUUAGUGAAGAGACAGGAUAAACAUUGAAUUUUAAGUUUUCUUAGAUAUUUCUAUUUUUUUUAAGAUAAAGAUAAAAAUAAGGAUUUGGAUUUAUCAAUUUAUCAAUUUUUUAUUUAAAAUAUCAAUAUCAUUAUCGCUAGUAUCUGAAUUUAGAUUUAUCAAUUUAUCGGUUAUCAGUUAUUCGGCGAUAAAUUUAUCACCCGUUAUUGAUUAUCAGUUAUCGCUGAUAAGGUUACUGUUAUUGAUUUAUCGGUUAUCGUGAUAAUUUUUUUAGUUAUUGUGCCCAUAUAUAUAUAUAUAUAUAUAUAUAUAUAUAUAUAUAUAUAUAUAUAUAUAUAUAUAUAUAUAUAUAUAUAUAUAUAUAUAUAUAUAUAUAUAUAUAUAUACUCUUUAGGGAAGGAAACCGCUGAAUCACAACAUUAAGGUUUGCAUCCUACACCUUUUCUGCCUUUGACUUAAAGGGACAUCUUGCUAAUUAAAAAGUUGCCUUUAAUUUACUCUUUGGUUCACCUGCAUGUAGUGAAGGCAGCCACCUCACACACAUCUGUCAGUUACUUUAAAAAAAAAACAUCAGGAUGACAAAAAACUUCAAACUUUUUUUUGCUCAAUUUUUCUCUAUCCUUCAAGUCUCUUGUGCUGACCAUCCACAAGUGAAGUUACCACAGCAUGGUGUUUAUAACAACCAAAUACAUAUGCUUCUAUAUUGGCUGACCUUGAUUUUUUCUUUUUCUUUCUUUCUUUUUCUUUUCUUUUUUUUUUACAUUAAAAUACCUUUUUUUUUGGGGGGGUGGGGGAGGAAUGUAGAAAUAUUCUACUGUGAUACAUUUUACUUUCAGUGAGAUAUUUCAAAUAAAGGAAUAUAUCUUGUGUGGAUUUCAGUGGAUGAACACUGUAGAUGAUUCUAGUAUUUUUUUCUAGAAGAGCAUUUAAAAUUUUUUCUAUCUGGAGGAUAUCUAUGAAGAUCACAGCCUGGUAUUACUCUGUAUAAUCACCCUCAGUGCAAGAUGAUGAGCUUCAAGGAAUAGCAAAAGCUGACCCAUAUAAAAAUAAUGGUGAUCUCAUGACUCCAUAAUUCAAAACUAGAAAAAAAAAAUUUCUUAUUUGUCUUUCCUUUUAAGACUUCUAGUCACCAAGCUAAAAAUGCAUACAAAUAUUGGUUGAGUAAUUCUAUGUACUUUGGAAUGUGUAUGGGACCAGCACCCAUUCCAUCCUUCUUGAGGUUGUUUGGAUUUGUGUACAUACAUUAGCUAUGAGAGAUCAGGAGUGGUUAGUGCUAUACCACAAAUGAUAAAGUGAUUUUGUGAUGAAAUGAACGUAAAGAAAAAUCAUGAACAAGUUUGUUUUUUGAUAGAGAAAGAAUAUGGUAGAUGAGUUUAGAGAACCAUGAUGCUGAUUAGAGAUAAUAGAGAGAAACUGCAAAAUUAUAUCAGUUUAAUAGAAUAAAUGUGAAGGAAUUUAAAUAUAAUUCUGUAAAGAGCAAAAGGAGAAUUUGCUGACAUAGGCCUGAAUGACUGAAUAUUUGAACUGCUGGCAAGUUUUCAUUAUUGUGGUUUUGAUAUUGAUCCAUCAUAAUCCAGGGAGAUAAGGGCAAGCCACAGUUAGAGGAAGGGCAAAUUUUAAGAGACUGGAAUGCAAAGAUAGCAGCUAUGACUGUGGAGAAGAAAUCAAUAUGAAAAAUUUGGUGAACUUGGUGAACGAUAAACUGAGACGUUAUGAUUAGAUUGAGAAUAUGAAAACAAAACAAUGAUAUCCAUAGGUCUAAUUUUUUUUUUCUCUCUCUCUUGAAACCUGUCAAAUAAAUAAAAUAUUCCUUUACAGUAUCAUCUUGUUAACAUCACCAAAUUUUCAGAAAUAUUUUUUCACAAGUUACAGACCACAUUAAUAUCAUAUAUUAGACAUUUUCAUGCCUUUGUAAAUGGAUACUUUAUUUGAUCUUGUCCUGUCUAUUCACUCUUUCAUUGAAGAUAAUCAUAUAUUGAUCAUAGUGCUUGUGCACACACUGAAGAAAAAUCCAGCUCCAAUGUUUUUGUGCUUGUGCACACACUGAAGAAAAAUCCAGCUCCAAUGUUUUUAUCUCCAUUAGUUUUAUAAUUUCCUGCUGACCAACUAGUAUUUCAUUCAUUUAUGGAACCUCUCAUAUGUGUGUGUGUGUGUGUACAUUGUGCAUAUGCAUGCACACACAUGUGUGCUUGUAUAAGAAAGAGGAGAAAAUCUUUUAGGUUAUAAGAGUGAGUUGGUGUAUUGGCAUUUGGUGGUGGUAGUUUUGAAUCAUGGGAUUAUAAUUAUUUUGCUUAGUGUGUCUAAUAAAUGUCACUCCCAGUGAAA